CUACCAAACACUCUGGAUCUCCACACCAUUAAUACCCACCAACCCCUUGAUUCUGGAACAGACAACACAGCAUUACAACUUGCAUUGAAUCACAGUGACAAAAAUAGCAGAAGACGAGGUCGGUUUGGUCUUUCCCACUCCUAUCAAAUCUUCCUCACCCCAAAGAGAGGGAAAUUAAGGAAAUAAAACCAAACCCCAUGUGUCAUGUGAGCUCAGAUAUUAAGCAGCGGAAUGCAAGGGACUCUCAUUCACGAGCAAAACAAAGCCUUCUUCAAUCUUCUUCAAUCCUCACACAGAAACACAAAGCUUCUAUCUUUCUGGCUCUUAGAGAAAGAGAGACCCGACCCGUGUGACCCAGAACCCAUCAAAUGCCUUAAGAGACAGUUAUCUCUGUCCUGUACGGCUCAGUCCCAACCACCACCUCUGUAGUAGUCCCCACAUUUCAGUGAAGAAGACGAAGAACAAUACGGCUCUGCUUCUUAAAUUGGGAAACUUGCCCUUUUCAUUCUGAAAUGAGAAGGAAUCUGUGAAUUUGAGCUUCUGAGGAAAGAUUUCGUCUUGGGAUUUUGUCAAAAUUUACUGCAAAUUACAGCAAAUGGGGCGUUUUUACUUGUUUUUUUCAGUGAUUGUGUCAUGGGUUUUGUUCCUCCCCAGUACCCAUGAGUUGCAAACCUCUCAGAGCCAAGUGUUAAUGCAGCUGAGGAAACAUUUAGAGUUCCCUUCCCCAUUAGGAGUUUUGGAGAAUUACACUGGAGACCUCUGUAACCUAUCUUCCUCUGCACAGAUGAGCAUUUCAUGCCAGGAAAAUUCUAUUACUGAGCUCAAAGUCAUGGGAGAUAAGCUUUUUAAUGUCACCGAGUUCAAUGGAUUUGCAAUUCCCAAUAAAACUCUUUCUGAGAAGUUCUCCAUUGAUUCUUUUGUGACCACAUUGUCAAGGUUGCCUAGCUUGAGGGUUCUUAGCUUAGUGUCUUUGGGGAUUUGGGGACCACUUCCUGAUAAGAUUCAUAGGUUAUCUUCGCUUGAAGUCUUAGACCUGAGCUCAAAUUUCAUAUUUGGUUCAAUUCCCCCUAAGAUAUCCACAAUGGUCAAGCUUCACACUCUAAGCCUGGAGGCCAAUUAUUUCAAUGAGACUGUUCCUGAUUGGUUGGACUCGUUAUCAAACCUCGCCAUUUUGUGCUUGAAGAACAAUCAGCUCAAGGGUCAGUUUCCUUCUUCAAUAUGCAGAAUUAAGACACUCACUGACCUUGCUCUGUCUCACAAUGAGCUUUCUGGAAAAUUACCUGACAUGAGUACUUUAACCAGCCUGCAUGUAUUGGAUUUGAGAGAAAAUGAUUUAGAUUCUGAACUACCAGUAAUGCCGAAAGGAUUGGUUACAGUACUUCUUAGCAAGAACUCGUUCUCAGGAAAGAUUCCGGUGCAAUUUGGUGAUUUGAGUCAGCUUCAGCACCUUGAUCUAUCAUUCAAUUAUCUCAGUGGAGCACCACCCUCUAACUUGUUCUCUUUGCCAAAAAUCAGUUAUCUGAAUUUAGCAUCCAAUAUGCUGAGUGGACCAUUUCCAAACGGUCUAAAUUGUGGUGGCAAACUUGGUUUUGUUGAUAUUUCUAAUAACAAGUUAGCAGGGGAUCUUCCUUCUUGCCUGGGUAGUACCUCAGAUGAGAGAGUUGUUGAACUCAGUGGUAACUGUUUGGCGAAUGCUUCCCAACACCAGCAUGACCAUUCAUAUUGUACAAAGGCUCUUGCAAGGAGAAAACAAUCUAGUGUGAGAGAGAUUGUGGUGCUAGUUGCUGUUGCCAUCGGAGCUCUUCUUGUUUUAGUACUUUCUGUACUUGCGGUUAUUUGCUUGUGUAGAAGAUACCGUUCAAGGAAGUCUGAGCAUAACAUAUUUGCAAAAGCUGUGCCAGAUAAUUCACCAAAUGAUCUUUGCUCGGACAUCGUUACAAAUGCUAGAUAUAUAUCUCAAGCAGCGAAAUUAGAGACACAUGGUGCCCCAGUAUGUCGAUUGUUUUCACUUGAAGAGUUGAAGGAAGCAACAAACGACUUUGAUUUCUCAAUGUUUUUGGGUGAAGGCUCUAUGGGAAAGCUUUACAAAGGCAAGUUGGAAAAUGGGACCUCAGUUGCAAUCAGAUCUCUGGCUAUAUCAAAAAAAUGUUCAACUAAUAACCUUAAAGUUCAGCUGGAUUCACUCUCAAAGCUUCACCAUCCUCACUUGGUUGGCCUGUUGGGUCAUUGCAUUGACAGUAGUGGACAAGAUGAUUCUGGUGGCAAAAGACUUUUCCUUGUAUAUGAAUACAUCUCUAGUGGGAAUUACCGUACCUAUCUUUCAGAAAACUAUCCAGAGAAGGUUCUCAAGUGGUCUGAUAGAUUGGCAAUUCUAAUAGGAGUUGCAAAAGCAGUCCAUUUUCUACACACUGGGGUUAUUCCAGGUUCUUUCAACAAUCGAUUGAAAACAAACAACAUAUUGCUAGAUGAGCAUCGGAUUCCAAAGCUGAGUGACUAUGGGAUGUGCCUCAUCACAGAAGAAAUUGAAAAACCUGAGGCAAAGGGAGAAGGCCCAAAAUCAAGGCGUAAAAAGGAUCUGGAGGGUGAUGUUUACAACUUUGGAUUUGUACUACUUGAAUCACUCGUCGGACCUAUAAUUAAUUCAAUAUUUCACCUGUGUAUUGAAAUACUUAAGUUGAUGCGUGGUGUGAACCGUGUGCUGAACCAACAACAGGCAUCAUUUGGGAGCCAAGAUGGUCGAAGAAGAAUUGUGGAUCCAAUUGUGUUGACAACUUGCUCACAGGAGUCGUUAUCCAUUGUGGUAUCGAUCACAAAGAAAUGCAUAUCUCCAGAAGUAUCAUCACGUCCCUCUUUCGAAGACGUGCUUUGGAACUUGCAGUAUGCAGCUCAAGUCCAGGCCACUGCUGAUGCUGAUCAAAAAUCCGAUGCUACAUCCGUGAGCUGAUAUCCUCCUACACUGCCACUGUCUUGCUUGUAAGAAAAGGCAAGGAAGGCCUGUAAAAAAAAAAGAGAAAGUAGACUACUUGGUGUGGGCUUGUAAAUGCAUGCUAGUUACUGAGGAAUGGUAAUUGUACAUUGUAAUUGAAUGAUUUGUUCCGAGGAAUUAUAGAAGAAAAAUUGUGAAUGGGGAAGUGGCUAAUGGUACUAUUAGAGUAACAACUCUCUAGUGCUCACCUGGUUUUGGAUUA
Rosa rugosa (rugosa rose) is the source of this 3188-nucleotide messenger RNA. RefSeq names its product probable inactive leucine-rich repeat receptor-like protein kinase At3g03770. Gene Ontology annotation, biological process: protein phosphorylation. The transcript has 8 exons. The record is from RefSeq and is a predicted model, not a curated record. Gene Ontology annotation, molecular function: receptor serine/threonine kinase binding; protein kinase activity; ATP binding. NCBI's taxonomy places the organism in Eukaryota, Viridiplantae, Streptophyta, Magnoliopsida, Rosales, Rosaceae. The coding region runs from base 596 to 2944 and encodes 782 amino acids.